Alosa sapidissima (American shad) is the source of this 612-nucleotide messenger RNA. RefSeq names its product histone H1-like. Gene Ontology annotation, molecular function: structural constituent of chromatin; DNA binding. NCBI's taxonomy places the organism in Eukaryota, Metazoa, Chordata, Actinopteri, Clupeiformes, Clupeidae. The transcript has a single exon. The coding region runs from base 1 to 612 and encodes 203 amino acids. The record is from RefSeq and is a predicted model, not a curated record. Gene Ontology annotation, cellular component: nucleosome. Gene Ontology annotation, biological process: nucleosome assembly.
AUGGCAGAAACUGCUCCAGCUCCCGCUGCGGCCCCAGCAAAGCCCCCUAAGAAGAAGGCGCCCCGACCCAAGAAAACUGGCCCAAGUGUGGGCGAGCUCGUCGUCAAGGCCAUCUCUGCUUCAAAAGAGAAGAAAGGAGUCUCUCUGGCUGCGCUGAAGAAAGCACUGGCGGCAGGUGGGUACGAUGUGGAGAAGAACAACGCUCGUGUCAAACUGGCCAUCAAGAGUUUGGUCACCAAGGGAACUCUAGUCCAGACUAAAGGGACCGGCGCGUCCGGCUCGUUCAAGCUGGACAAGAAACAGGCAGUGGAAAAGAAGUCGGUAAAGAAGGCAGCUCCUAAAGCAAAGAAGCCUGCAGCGAUGAAACCGGCCGCGGCAAAGAAGCCCAAGAAGGCAGCAGCCAAGAAGCCUACGGCCGCCAAAAAGUCUCCGAAGAAAGCAGCCAAGAAGCCCGCCACACCGAAAAAGGCAACGAAGAGCCCGAAGAAAGCCAAGAAGCCCGCUGCCCCCAAGAAGGCAGCAAAGAGCCCCAAGAAAGCAAAGGCAGCGAAACCCAAGGUGGCUAAGCCUAAAGCUGCCAAACCCAAAAAGGCUGCACCCAAGAAGAAGUAA